GUGUGUAUAAAGGUGAAGGACUGGGUGAAGGAGCGUCUGGAUAAAUUCACUCCGCUCUCGAAACAACCAGCGGAUGUGAGGGAAGACGUGGAGAAAAUGCAGCGGGAGCUGAAAUGUUGCGGUCUUGUGAACGGACAGUCCGACUGGGAUACGGUUCCAGACUCGUGUCGCUGCAACAGCACCGACCCAGAAUGCAAGUCGGCCGGCAUCUACAGCGAGCCUUGUGCCGAUAAAAUCAUCAGUCUGAUGGAGAAACACAUGGAGGUCGUCCUGGGAAUCGCUUUCGCCAUCGCCGUCUUGCUGAUUUUCGGCAUGGCCUUCUCCAUGAUUCUCUACUGUCAGAUCGGCCGGAAGGAGAGCGGCGCCACCACGACCAACGCCUGAGCCCCGCCCUCGCUGCCUCACAACAGCCAAUCAGCUGUGCCCUAAUGACCCAUGCAACAUCUACCUAACCUCAGUGCUUCUGUAAUUUCACCUGCAGUUUUAUUGUGAAGGAACACUUUGACAUUUUAGCUAAAUCUUCCUCAUCCACGUGGACGGUUGAGAAAUAUUGAUUAUGAAAUAAAUAAAUGAUUAAAAUGUUUCCCGGAGACGAAACAAGUAGCUAAGUAAGAAUUGAUCCUGAAUCAGACAGAACACUAAUCAUGUCAAAAUGAAAACUGAAACAAUCACACGAGGCCUCGAAGAACAAAAUCCAGGAAAAUGUUAAAAUCCUCAUGUUGUAUGGAAGUAUGGAAGCCCAUUACUGCCAAAAGCAAUUGAAAACAACAUUUAAUACAAUAUAAAAUACAGUUUCUCAAGUGUAUGUGUUUUCCACAUUAUUACAUUUUUUUAUACAUAUCCUCAAAUUGGUAUGUAUGUUGUGAUCGGCUAAAAUGUUGUAAUAAUUUUGGACAUUAUUGAAAUCACUUCAAUUUGUGGUUAUAUAUAGUUUAGUGGGAAUGAGAAUCAUAGUAAAAUGCACUGUUUCUGUUCAAUCUGUCCGCAAAAAAAAAAAGAUAUCACCAGAAAAUAAGGCAAAAGUUACUGAUUGUAUCAUAAAGACUUUUAUUUAUGCAGUGUGUCCCUAUGGUGUAUUAAAAUAGUUGCAUUUGUUUGUAUUAUGAUUAAAGAAAGUCAAAUCUUUUCUGAUACCUGA
Messenger RNA from Paralichthys olivaceus (Japanese flounder), 1138 nucleotides. NCBI's taxonomy places the organism in Eukaryota, Metazoa, Chordata, Actinopteri, Pleuronectiformes, Paralichthyidae. The record is from RefSeq and is a predicted model, not a curated record.